This is a messenger RNA of Procambarus clarkii (red swamp crayfish), 2695 nucleotides long. Its product is annotated as sentrin-specific protease 8-like. Gene Ontology annotation, molecular function: deNEDDylase activity; cysteine-type peptidase activity. Gene Ontology annotation, biological process: protein deneddylation; proteolysis. NCBI's taxonomy places the organism in Eukaryota, Metazoa, Arthropoda, Malacostraca, Decapoda, Cambaridae. The record is from RefSeq and is a predicted model, not a curated record.
AUGGGGGACAGAGUAAUUCUCAGCUAUCAUGAUUGUUUGAUCCACGAAUCAGAUCUUAGACUGUUAGAGGGUCGUAACUGGCUUAAUGAUUCUCUUAUAUCUUUCUGGUUUGAGCAUCUGCAGCAUGACAUUUUCUGUGGGAGAUCUAGGCUGUUGUUUAUUAGCCCAGAAGUAACACAAUUAAUUAAGAUGGGAGAUGCUAAUGAAUUACCUAUAUUUCUUGAUCCUCUUAAUGCACGGUUCAAGGACUAUAUGUUCCUACCUGUUAAUGACAACUCAUCAGUCAUUGCAUCUGGAGGGAGCCAUUGGAGUCUCCUUGUUUACAGCAGGUAUGACACAAAGUGGUAUCACUAUGAUUCCCAAAGAGGUGCCAAUUAUCGUGAUGCUCGCUGCCUUGUACAAAGAAUAAAUUCUUACCUGAAUAGGGAUAUACCGGCAUCACUAGUAGAUGCCCAUUGUACACAGCAAGACAAUAGUUACGAUUGUGGGGCCUUUGUUAUGACUUAUGCUCACCGAGCAGCUGCACAGGCUGUUGAGGGCACUGCCCUAGGAACCUGCUAUGUUGAUAGACAAGAAGCCAAUCGCAUGCGAGACCUUAUCAAGUCUCUUGUGUAUAGACUUAGGGGGUGAAAAUGGAUAACUAUGAAGAUAUAGUUCCUGCCUUGAUCAUCAACUGCCGUACUGCCCUUAACUGAACAAAAUGAGCUUGUAGCAUGUGUGAUGUUCCUAAACAUGUUGACUAAUGGGUGUUGCUUGGCAGGAAGAUGUAAGCCAAAGGUUUACUAUUUGCUGCUAGGAUAUGAUUGCUGUGUCAGUUUUUGUUAUGAGUGAAGAGCAAUCUUCUUUAGUUGCACAGGACCCAACUUAUGCUUCUUACAAUAUUUUGCUAAACUGCGGUUUAAGCUUCCAUAUGAAUGAAGCUUUACUUGUCUCAGGUUAUUGUAACGUAGUCAUGAGAAGUGAUUUGAUCUUAAAUAUGAUUUAUAAAUAUGAAAUGCAACCAGAAAUUUAUUAAAUUUAAUUUAAAAUGUAGGUUUCAUUGUCCUGUAUAUUGAAUACUAAAGUUUAUUUAAUUGCUUAUACUAUGUACCCAUUAGCAUGCUCCCCUGAUAAGACAAUCUCAAUGGUAAGAGCGUCAUACUUGUAUAACAAUAUAUACUAAUACUCGAGGGCAUCAUGUGUUAAUCCUAGACACUAGUAAUGGGUUAUGUGAUCUCAAAAAUGAUCUACUAUACAGUAUUGUAUGAACAGAACUGUGUUUUAUGUCAUUGUUAAUGGCAAAAUGGAGUAAUUGUUUUAAUGAACUUUUACAAAAAUGUGAUAUUUUCAUACCAAUCACUUGUCUAUGAAUGAUUGUAUAUUUUAACAAGUGACGAGUAAACUGGUGAAACUUGUAGGACUGUCGAGUAAAGGACGAGUAUUUUCUUCAGCUGCAUAAUUAAGCUCUUAACCAUCUUUGUGAUAGUAACUAUUUUUGCAUAACCCUAAAUUCUAAUACUCUUUGUGCUGAUCAUCAAAGAUGGUAAAAAUCUAUUUUUUUUUUGUCCUUACAAUAUUCAUUGUUAACCUAAUUAUGUUCAUUGCCACUAUUUGUGUACAAGUACAUAUCAUCGCUCUAUAUAUGAAUGUCACUGUACCAUCUGUGUGCUGGUCUGUCUGGACAGAUGGAUACACACUAAACUACAGUAUUUAAAAUUCACUUGCCUUGUACAGUUAUAUUGGCAUGAUGUAGUGUGUUAUGGUUUUUCAUUAACCAAUUUUCUAAAUUUUAAGUUUUCAGUUUCAAGUGGAUGAUGCAUAAAAAACACCAAACAUAAAUUGUAACAGAUUUUGAAAUGCUGUUCAGUACUGUAUAUGCCUUAGACUCGACUAAUUCACUGUACUAUUGAUAUAAUCUUUUGGGCGAGAUUGUUUAUUGGUCACUAUAUAAAUAAUACUUCAACUAAGUGAUGUAAGCUUUAAGUAUGUUGUAUGACCUGGGAUCAUAUACUGUAAUGAACUGUAUUGCUUCAGAGCUGUAUAUUCCCAUAUGGCAGCUAUAGUACCAUGAAAUAUUUAUUUUUUAUUGAUGUAUAAUGGUUCCGAUUAGAAUUGCAGCAAUUUGAGUAAACACACACACACACAGGUCAAAUGAUAUAGUGAGCUGAUUUGAAGCUAAAUAACUACAGCUGGUCCCCAGUUUUACAUGGGGAUAGGUUUCUGGAGAUCAUGAGUAGAAUUUUGCUAACCAUUUUAUGGUAAUACAGUAUAGUAAAAGUCUGAUUAUCUGACGAGUCUCAUUAUUGACGUUUAUCAGGAUAGGCCAAAGUUGGUUACCUACCUAUACCUGACCUUGGUGCUCUGCAGUCUGGUUCAGCAUGGUGUUGUUCACCUGCAGGCAACAUACUGUGCUACUGGGAUUUACCAAUGAUUAGAAUUGUAAUCCUUUUAGUAUGUUGGCCAUGCUAAUUGUAUUGUACAGUAUAGUUAUUUACAUUUAAAGUCAAAUUACAAGCCAAAAACAGAUGUUCAUAUGUAGUCCAUCCAGGUAUCUGACCAUGUCCAAGUCCCAAACAGAUCAGAUAAUCAUGAGUUUUACUGUAAAAAGUUACUCAUGGCAAUGAAUUUUGUUACAUAAAUCAAUACAAAUAAUGUAUGUACUGUAAAAAAAAUUAUUGACAAUAAAAUAAUGCCAUAAAAAUAGGCUGACUUAAAA